Paramisgurnus dabryanus is the source of this 904-nucleotide messenger RNA. RefSeq lists its product as uncharacterized. The record is from RefSeq and is a predicted model, not a curated record. NCBI's taxonomy places the organism in Eukaryota, Metazoa, Chordata, Actinopteri, Cypriniformes, Cobitidae.
GUAAGAAUGUUUGGCUUGAAAAACAAAUUCACAAUUCAUUGUGAUAUACAGUAUAAGGAACAACUAUGAUCAGGUUUUCUGUUCUAAUCUGCCUAUCAGUGCUGCUGUUCAGCAGCUCAGCCAAGCCAUACAGGCCCAAGGAUAAAGUUUUGGGAAAAGCCGUUCAAGACACUAUGGAAUCUGAUUAUUUUAAUGGAAAGAUGAGGCUGGGAAUGAAGGAGGUGGAGCCACUAGAGGACAUGGAUAAUACAGAUUAUGUCAUUGAUCCCAGCAUGUCGAUAUGGAAAAAUGUAAAAGAUGAAGUACGACAGAAAUACAACAGACCUGAGGAGGAUAAAGAUGCCAUCUACCACCCUUUUGAAUUAAAACUUCCGGCUGACUCCAAACAGUCUGGAUCCUACCUUCAGCCACAUGAUCAGGUACGGUCGUAUGAUAAACCAGAAGAGGACAGGGAUCAUCUGUACCAUGGCAUGUUUGACAUAAUUGGUAAUGAAGAAACAAUGGAAGUGGAAAAGGAUGCUCAAGUGAACAGAGAUAAUGUCAGGCCUAUGUACCUAAGCCCUGAAGAGGACAAAGAUGAUCUGUACCAUCCAGAUCUCACAGGACAACAGCCUGACCAGCAUGCGCCACUGAAAACGUUCCCUAUUCACCCUAAAAAAGUGCACACACAGCCAGAAAUAGACUUGGAUGGUGUUUAUCAUCAGUAAGCAUAGUGAUGAAACGUCUAAACUAAAUGGUGUCUACUGUUUCAAACCUAAAUUAAAUGUUUAGAUAUAGAAUUAAGAAUAAAGAAAUGUAAAACAUGUAUGUUCAUUAUAUAGCUCUCAAUUAGCCAGUAAGUAAGUCUUUAAAUGUACUUAUUAGAUCUGUUUUAAAUAAAUGAAAUGUGUUGUGUUUUAAUGAG